This is a messenger RNA of Perca fluviatilis (European perch), 1098 nucleotides long. RefSeq lists its product as uncharacterized. Bases 83 to 1024 code for a protein of 313 amino acids. The transcript has 8 exons. Lineage: Eukaryota; Metazoa; Chordata; Actinopteri; Perciformes; Percidae. The record is from RefSeq and is a predicted model, not a curated record.
CCUGCAGAUACCGGACUACAUGCUGGGGAAGAACUAUAAAGACUGUACAUAAGCGGAUACUGUAUAUCAAGAGACCAUCACCAUGGUAACCCACAACCCAGCCCGCAUUGUGCUCAUGUUUGUUGGAUUGUUUGCCUUUUUAGCUGCAAUUACGUUCAACUCUCUCUCAGGAUUCGGAGCUAAAUCAGGUGUUUUCAAGCACAGCACAGAGGAUGUGACACUCAAGUAUACAACACCCAUAACUCCUGCUCAGUGGGCUCUGUUUGUUUGGGAUUUCAUAUAUUUUUGUUUUUCUGCCAUGUUUAUAUACUUUUUAGUGGGACUCUGUAGAAGGAGUGCUUAUGACUGGAUGUACACCACGCCUGCAGUGCUGCCCUAUGGAUUUCAUGUCUCUAUCAUCAUCAAUAUUUGCUUGAACAUUGCAUGGUUGUUUCUGUUUGACAGAGAGUUGUUGCUGCCUAUGCUGAUAGUCUCAACACUAAUGAUGCUCACCAAUUACAUGAUCCUAUUUUUCUCCUGUCACGGACUGAAGAUCUAUGGAGCCUGGUUGAACAAACAUCACAACACAGACCUCUGGCUGAUCAGAAUAUUGGUGCAAAAUGGAGUAGCAGUAUAUACAACAUGGGGGACUCUCUCCACUCUACUGAACCUGACGAUAUACUUGCAGCAUCAAACAGAAACCUCGAAAUGUGACUGUGGAAUGCUGUCACUGCUGCUUCUUCUGAUGGAGUUGUUAGCCUGGUUUCUGUUAGAGAACUUCUACCUUGAUAAGCAUGUGCGUUACAUUUUGACUGUCUACCCUGUGGUAAUCCUGUGGUUGACAGGCACCCUGAGCAAUUCUGGCACUCCUGAAUGUCACGUUAAUAUAUUUACAGCUUCGAUCCUGGCUAUUUCCUGCAUCAUGUUUGGGGCACGCAUUGCCCUGGUCACAUGGAAGCAUCGCAAACGGCCGCUUUACAAUGACAGUGGACCCAAUAUGUCACCAGUGGAAAUAGCCUUGACACAAACACAACUCUUUCUCUGAAUAUUAGCUCAGCGUGAUACAGAGCAGGUGAUCUCAGUCUGUCGCUUUAAAAUGUAUUAUGGAUGUAUACCAAA